Molecule: messenger RNA, 945 nt
Organism: Medioppia subpectinata
Lineage: Eukaryota; Metazoa; Arthropoda; Arachnida; Sarcoptiformes; Oppiidae
Source: the annotation of a GenBank genome assembly
AACACUCGUUUCAUUGCAUUUCAUUUGGAUCUCAAUUCACAACUCAUUUAACCAUUGAUUGAGUGAUUGAUUGAUAAUAUGUUUUCGUUUCUCAAGUCUAUCGCCGGCUUUGGGUCGCAGUCGACGGCCGCCGCCGACGACGACCUGAUCCGAGAGCAGCUCAACGACGAUCUCGAAGACCACUACGAAGAAGACAAUGACAGAGACGCCGACAAAGACGGGGACCAAUUGAGUGACACCUCGUUUACCGACUCGUCCGACGACGACAUGCCGUUGACUAACGGCGGCCGCAGACCAGUGGUUGUCGACCGCAUGAAUGGACGCAAAGACUUGAAGACCACCGACGAGGAGGAAGAGGAGGGCGUCUGGAAUGAGGAGUGGAACGCAUUGGAAGAGUUGGCAUCCGAUGACAGACUCAAACUCGUGGACAUCGACGGCAAAGGUGUGGCCGUAAAGGGAAUGAUCACUGAAUGCGGAGACAAUGAGAUAGUGGUCGACGAGAAACACCGCAUCAAAUAUAGCCGGUCCACUUUUGGCCAACUCUUUACCGGAGAUCUCGUGAAUGUGGAGACCAUUGGCGCCGAAGUGUUGGUAAAGCCGUUGCGGUUCAAGAUAUUGACGGGAAAGGUAACGGAAUACCAGAGGAAUUACAAUCGAUACAUAUUCUCCGGACACGCUGUGAUUCGCAAAACUGAUGAAACGCAACACUUGAGAGUCGGAGACAUCGAGAAAAUGAUUGUAAUCGAGACCAGAAACGAUGUCUUCAACUGGAGAGCCAUUAUCUACAGUAAGUUUUACGAUCCCGAAGACGGCAAAAGGGAUCAAAUCGAUGUCUACACCGACGAUCUGAUGGCCAAUAAAAACUCAAUCGAAAUCACAGAUGGAAUCAAUUUUAAAGAGAUGAGAGUCGGGACAGAGAAGAAGAUUUUCGUUUACAUUAAGUGA